AUGAGAUAUGGAUUUAUUAUUUUGUUAUUAUUGGUUGGAUUGCCCUUAGUUCAAUCAAAUCGAGCAAAACGACAAUGUAAGUUUUUUUUUUGCAAAACCCUCGGUCUGAAACAGACAUUCACGAGAAAUUUAAGAGUUUAAUUGAUUUUUUUAAAACAGUAUUUUGUCUAGAAUAUUCAAAAAAUAGAUCAACGAUAUUAAACAAUGCAUUUCAAGAUACAAUUUCCCAUGAACUUUGAAAUCAAAUCUCACAAAUUCAGAUUAUCUCAGAACAAAAUAAGUUUGUAACCUUGUGGGCUUUUUGAGAUUUCAAAAUUUAGUGCCAGACAAUUUAUAUAUGUAGUCGGGAAUUCUUGUAUUUUCUAGACGCUCAAAGUUCAUCAACUCAGACUUUUUCUGUUUUUUUCUAAAUUUGAACAAAAAAAUAAAUCCAAUCCUGUUAUAUGAUGCGUAAAUAAUACAACUUGCAGUAACUAUCGAUGACAUAAUCUCUGGUGCAUUGAACCUUGUCAGACCAAUUUUUGACACAUCAAAACCGAUCCGAAAUGAAGCGAUGCUUCGAAAACCGGUAACUUUUUUCACUUUCAUGGAAUAAAUCAUCAAAACAAAAAUUUUCAGGAACUACCAACUCAAGAUGACAUGAGGGACACAUCAAUUCUUGGAUCACAUACAAAAACGGUUUUGGAUGAUCUACCACUUUGUCAAGGGAAUAGCGGGUUUGUAAAUUCGAUCUUUGCCCCAAAAAUAUGAAAAAAUUCAGAAUUUGCCGCUUUAUUUCCUGUUCUGCUGAAAACUUCAAAAAAGAUCCGACGUUCGGAAACAUCCAAUUAGCGGCUCAAGUUUUGGGAGAUGCAAAACUUCGCAAAACGAUUAGCAGGUUGGUUCUAGAAAAUGAAACUAGAAACUGGUUGAAGAGAAAUGUGAAAUUUUUUGGGGUCAACAUAAUUUUCAGAUUAGAAAACUUGAACAGUGGAUAGUUUUUAAGAAAUGUUUUAAAGCAAAAUGAAACAAAAGAAUAGUUCAGUUACUUUUUGUACUUUCCGCACCCUAUGUAAAUUUUUCCAGUAACCCCGAAGCCGUCCAAGCAGUUUGUAAAGAACAAGGAAUGGAUGAUUCUCAAUGCAAAUUAUUCUCCAAAGGUUUCCAACUCAUUGACAACUUUAUAACGACAAUUGAAAAACCGGAAGCCAAAAAACCAGGAAUGGCGGUUCAACAAGAAACAACAACUCAGCCUCCAAGUAUUCCUGAACCAAUGAUGGAUGAUCCUCAAACACCACAAGAUGAUGAGAAUAUGGUGAGAACCAAUUGCGUUUAUUCUCGAAAUAUAACAUAUUAACUUUUAGAAAUCUUGGGCUGAUUAUGAUAGUCAUGCACCUGCUCCAAUUAUGGCUGUUUCUAAUACUCAAGGCUCAAAAACCUGGAGCAGCAAUCCAGAGACCAGUGAGUUCUAAAUUUGUUUUUCUAACAAAAAAAUCUGAACAACAUUUUUUAAUGAAACAUUUUCAGAAGCCCUCCAACCACUUGAAAUUCGUAAUGAUUUGGUGUCAAGUUGGACGCCAAUCCCAUUUUUCGCACCACCAACAAUUCCGACAGCGCCACCAUUGGCGUUCAAAACUGUUCCAUCUUUUGUUCUUCCACCAAUUUUGGCGCCUGCAUUGGAUAAUGGCAUAUUUUUCUCGACGGAUAAGUUUAAUUUUAUGAAGGUGAGAUUAUUGGGAAAGUUAUGACGAAUCACGUACAAAUUUCGAAUUUUAAGAUCGAUAAUUCAAUUAAAAGAGUCCGUAGAGAUACUGAUUAUUACGAUCAAGUGGAUGAAACCAAAACUAAACCAUUAUCGAAGACUUCAACUUCCGAUUCUGAUGAUUAUUAUGGAAAUGUUGAUGAUGGUGAGAACAGAAAAGAUGACAGCGAUGAGAACGACGGAAAACCCGGAUUGAAACAAUGUAUGCAUCUUUUAGGAAUUGGAGUCUGA
Caenorhabditis angaria is the source of this 1972-nucleotide messenger RNA. The record is from the annotation of a GenBank genome assembly. NCBI's taxonomy places the organism in Eukaryota, Metazoa, Nematoda, Chromadorea, Rhabditida, Rhabditidae.